Aureobasidium pullulans EXF-150 is the source of this 1080-nucleotide messenger RNA. RefSeq lists its product as uncharacterized. The record is from RefSeq and is a predicted model, not a curated record. NCBI's taxonomy places the organism in Eukaryota, Fungi, Ascomycota, Dothideomycetes, Dothideales, Saccotheciaceae. The transcript has a single exon. The coding region runs from base 97 to 1050 and encodes 317 amino acids.
UCGGCUUCAACAAAUCUCAUUCUCCUUGAUCAAGCAUCAAAUCAUUCAAUCUUGACUAUACUUCCAUCUCGGUCUUCUGGCCAUACAUCUAUCACAAUGUCAACUGCAACAUCCACAUCCAUCUGCCCCGAAACAUCACGCAGACCCUCUACAACUUCUUCAACCACAUCCCGACACCGCCGCUCAACAGUGUCUCUGCACUCUACACCAGGUCUCGGUCUCAUCCGCACAAUCUCUCGCGAUUUAGUGACAGGCUGGCACACAACCACUGCUCUCCAAAAAGAAUCCUCCCACACAUCCACCACAUCCACAUCUUCUCAAAAGGCCUACAAACCACGCUACGCAGCCCGCGACGCACUGAAAGCAUUUCCGUUCCCCACACAUCAUCACAAUCACAAUCACAGCCACAGCCACAGCCACACACUAGAAGCCGACGCGAAGAAAAGCUUCGAAAGCAACGACAGCGAUAGAGAUAUCGAUAUCCGCACUCGUCAAGAUAGUGCGUCUCCGGGCUCACCUAUCGAUUGCACGAAACCUUUGGCUAGGGUGGAGGAUGGAUUGAUUCCCGAUCAUAGCUUUGACACUUGGUCUGAUGCGUGGGAUAAUGCUUAUGAGAGGAGAGUUGCGACGAUGCAUAAGCCUGCUCCGACUACUUCCAUCGUUUCUUCAGAUUCCUCUGCAAAGCCGACUAGGAAGCAUACGAGACCGCCACUUACUGGUCGCUUGUCUGUUACUGAUGCCGAAGUGAGGGAUUUCGUCUUCGCGCAAAGUGGGGAGAAGAAGAGGGGUUUCGAGUCGCCUGAGGGCUUUCUGAUCCCAAGAUGUGAUACAAGAAGAGGGAGUGAGGUACCCUCUCUGGUAUCGGAGGUUAGUAGUCGAAGUAGUGCACUCGAGGAUUUGGAAGAGGGAGACGAAGAAAGUGAUGAUGAGCUGGAUGUCGGUGUAUUAGGACAAGUCAAGGGAGUCGAUGGAGAAGCCAAGAGAUGGGGCAAGGUGUUCGUGCGACCUGCUAUCGAUGUUGUUGAAGAUGGUGUGGUAACAGUUGUGUAGAAUAAAUGCAGACUCGAAUAAAUCAGAUGA